CUAGGUCCGAGUGCAGCCCGGGUGGAAGGAGCGGGGCCUUCUGACUCGGCAGUCCGCGCGGCCUAGUGUCAGGCGGCGUGCGGAGCCCUCGGUUCCAGUUCCCGCGCCAGUUCUCGCGGGAGCCGGAGUUGUCCGCCUCAUUUGGCACGGGGGGAAACUGAGUCCCGAAGGGGGUGUUGCUCGCCCGAGUCACCCAGCUUCGGCGGCCGAGCUACACCAGAAGCUUCUCGUGUCGGCCGCGGUCCUCGGCGAGCCGGGCCGCCGCCUCUGCCGUCUCCUCGCCCCUUCUGGGGCCGGGCCCGGGGCCUGUGGGUCGGCAGCGAGAAUUGGCCGACCUUGCCCCCGUCGGGUCGGGCUGUUGCGGGGGAGGGGAGGCGUAUCCCGGGCAAGGUCCCCGUAGCGGCUCCCCUGGCGCAGCUGUCCGCGGGGCAAAGUUCCGCUGAGCGUGGCGGCCCCCAGUGGGGCGCCCGGGACCCAGGGUUGAUGAGACCAGGCCCUGCCCUGGAGGAGCUGUCUCCUGCGGGACCGUGUGUCAACAUGACAACAGCCUCGACAGGGGCUGUGGGAGCGCAGAGGUGGAUGGGAACUCUGGUGUUCCUGAAGAUGGCCUGAUAUGAAGGCAUCACGCCUCCUGCCUGCCUCCCGGAGCUGCCCUGUGGCUGCCUCGUCCUUCAAGUGCAGGAGCCAGUUGAAACGUCGGGAAUGGAAGCCAGUGUGACCAUCCCAAUCUGGCAAAACAAGCCACAUGGGGCUGCUCGCAGUGUAGUGAGAAGAAUCGGGACCAACCUGCCCCUGAGGCCAUGUCCCCGGGCAUCCUUUGAGACCCUGCCCAACAUCUCUGACCUGUGUCUGAGGGAUGUGCCCCCAGUCCCUACUCUGGCUGACAUCGCUUGGAUAGCUGCAGAUGAAGAGGAGACAUAUGCCCGGGUCAGGAGCGAUACACGCCCCUUGAGGCAUACCUGGAAGCCCAGCCCUCUGAUUGUUAUGCAGCGCAAUGCCUCGGUGCCCAACCUGCGCGGGUCAGAGGAGAGGCUCCUGGCCUUGAAGAAGCCAGCCCUGCCAGCCCUAAGCCGCACCACAGAGCUGCAGGAUGAGCUGAGCCACCUGCGCAGCCAGAUUGCUAAGAUAGUGGCAGCUGACGCAGCUUCGGCUUCAUUAACGCCAGAUUUCUUAUCUCCAGGAAGUUCAAAUGUCUCUUCUCCCUUACCUUGUUUUGGAUCCUCAUUCCACUCUACAACUUCCUUUGUCAUUAGUGACAUCACCGAGGAGACCGAGGUAGAGGUCCCUGAGCUUCCAUCAGUCCCCCUGCUUUGUUCUGCCAGCCCUGAAUGUUGCAAACCAGAACACAAAGCUACCUGCAGCUCGUCUGAAGAGGAUGACUGCAUCUCUCUGUCCAAAGCCAGCAGCUUUGCAGAUAUGAUGGGGAUCCUGAAGGACUUCCAUCGGAUGAAACAGAGCCAAGAUCUGAAUCGGAGUUUGUUGAAGGAGGAAGACCCUGCGGUCCUUAUCUCUGAGGUCCUAAGAAGGAAGUUUGCUCUGAAGGAAGAAGAUAUCAGUAGAAAAGGAAACUGAAAGCACUCAGCUCUGCAAACUCAGUCUCAUGCUCCUGGAAUCCCUUCAAUAGCUGCCUUCCUCACAGCAGAUGUUUCUGCCUCAGAAAUUUUCUGCAACAGUCUUGCCGAAAGCUAGAGCUUGGGCUGGAUUGUUUCCGUACUUCAAACCUUUGCAGAAGUUAGGCCUGUUUUGAGUUGAGAGACUUUUGCAGGUAAAUGUGUAGGUCGGAAUGUUUCAGUCUAAAGGGUGAGCUAGAAGUUUCUGGUUUUCCCUUGCUCCUGUGUGAAAAUAGGUCCUGAAUGACUGACCUCACUGCAUUAGACCCCAUAACUGGUCUCACCGGACACUUUGUGCCCAGCUGUCACUCUCAGCAGCUUUCUUGCAUCAGAGCAGAGAGGAGGGGACUCUGAAUGUUUAUGUACAUGAUCACAAGGCAGGAAAACUCUUAUGCUGCUUCAUCAUAAACCGACACCAAUGCUCAGCAAUCACCCUCUCCCCCAUCCAACACCCAGAUGUAGAGGUUGAGCCUCCGGACCAGCUGACAUUUGGGCUGCUUCUGGGAGACCUGGCCUGUUUUUUUCUGAAAUAUAUUUUGUAAUACUGUACAACCAAAUCUACCCUCCAAGGCCCUGGAGCCUCAUUAGUUCCACUGAUGAAAAUUUUCUCUUCCAUGGACUUUAGUUUUAAGCCCAGCAGGAAAGAGAAAUAGGGAGGGAAAAGAGAACACCACCUUUCUUCCAGGCCCUCGACUGCUCCUUUACGUUGGGCCAAGGUUUGUACCUGCCACACCAUGCAUGACUCAGACGCCCUCAGGUCCCUUUCUUUACGGUAUGUAUCCUGUGUGUGUUUGGGCUGAAGCACUACCUGACAUUAAAGGAAAGAUUUGGAGAUACAUUGCA
Hipposideros armiger (great roundleaf bat) is the source of this 2453-nucleotide messenger RNA. RefSeq names its product mitochondrial fission regulator 1 like (gene MTFR1L). NCBI's taxonomy places the organism in Eukaryota, Metazoa, Chordata, Mammalia, Chiroptera, Hipposideridae. The record is from RefSeq and is a predicted model, not a curated record. Bases 703 to 1572 code for a protein of 289 amino acids. Gene Ontology annotation, cellular component: mitochondrion. The transcript is spliced from 7 exons. Gene Ontology annotation, biological process: aerobic respiration; mitochondrial fission.